UAAGUUCGACAUGUCGAACGGUGGGAAGUGAAGGCAAGCUGCGUGUGGAGAAAUCAGAAACGACAAUCCACAAGUCUCGAGAGUUGCUUUGUGUUUCAGUUCAUGUUACCUUACCCUAGCAAUCAAGUGGCAUCUCUUCUCCUCUUCCACUCUUCCGUUCAAUCUGAAGAAGGAACUUCGAUCUAGUUUUCAAGCGUUCUCUGCAAAAUCGUAAAACCCCAGAUAAGUUUUCAUUCCAACUUCAAAUUUUCCGAUGUUACAUAGGAAUUCAAAGUGCACAUUUUUUCUCAAAUGAUAAUCUUCUGUUGGGAUUCGUAACCGAAUGCAAGAUUGGGGGUGUUCAUGGUAAAUGGGUGCCUCCCAAUUUGGGUAUACAAACGCUUCGGCGAUUUCCCACUUGCCUAUUUUUGCUCUGUUGUUCGAUUACUUGUUUUCCUUAAGUUUUGUGAGUCUUUAGCGAUAAUGGGUAUCAAUCAUGAACUCUUUAUCGCUUGUGAGUUCGCGGAUAGUCUGCAGAUUAUUUUCAACUUCUUUUAUUGUGCGUCGAACCAUUUGGAAUCGGAGCUUUUGCAGUGAUGAUCGAUUUCAGUUUGUUGUGGAACCCUUUAGUUACUUUGCUGAUGGAAAUUCAGAUUCUUUUGAGACUGAUAGUCGUAGAUGGGAUGAUUUUUCAUUGAGAAGGAGUUUUCUAAAGGAUGCGAAAAUUGAUGCUGAGAAAGUUAUUGAAAUUCUCAAACAGGAUGGUCCUGGAUUUGACACAUUUUUGGCUUUAGAUGAACUGAAAUUACAGGUCUCAGGGGUGCUUGUUGGAGAAGUUCUGAAGGGGAUUUUGAAAAGUACAAGUGUUCUAAACAAAACUCAGUGUGCAAAAUUGGGGUACAAGUUUUUCGUAUGGAGCAGUAGGAUCGAAAAUUAUAGACACACUGUGAAAUCAUAUCAUAUGAUCAUGAAAAUAUUUGCUGAGUGUGAGGAGUUCAAGGCUAUGUGGAGGCUACUUGACGAGAUGACUGAGAAAGGGUACCCUGUUACUGCAAGGACAUUUAUGAUUUUGAUAUGUACUUGUGGUGAUGCAGGCUUGGCUAAGAAAGUUGUUGAGAGGUUUAUCAAAUCAAAAACAUUCAAUUUCAGGCCGUAUAAACAUUCUUAUAAUGCCAUUCUUCAUGGACUAGUUGUUGUAAAACAGUACAAGUUGAUUGAAUGGGUGUAUGAGCAAAUGCUGCUUGAUGGUCAUGGCCCAGACAUUCUUACAUAUAAUGUGUUAUUGUUUUCAAGGUGCAAAUUGGGGAAGUUGGAUCAGUUUCACAGAUUGCUUGAUGAAAUGGCCAGGAAAGGGUUUUCCCCUGAUUUUCAUACUUAUAACAUUCUUCUUUAUGUUCUUGGCAAAGGAGACAAACCCCUUGCAGCUCUAAAUCUUUUGAACCACAUGAGGGAAGUGGGCUUUGGUCCCAACAUUCUUCACUUCACAACGCUGAUAAAUGGACUUAGUCGGGCUGGAAAUUUGGAUGCUUGCAAAUAUUUUUUCGAUGAACUAGGAAACCAUGAUUGCAUUCCUGAUGUUGUUUGCUACACUGUGAUGAUCACAAGCUAUACAGAAGCUGGGCAGCACGAGAAAGCUAGGGCAUUUUUUGAUGAGAUGAUAAUGAAGGGCCAGCUUCCUAAUGUGUUUACGUACAACUCCAUGAUUCGUGGUUUUUGUAUGGUGGGUAAGUUCAAGGAGGCUUACUCUAUGCUCUCUGAAAUGGAAUCCCGAGGUUGCAGACCAAAUUUUCUUGUAUAUAGUACCCUUGUAAGUUAUUUGCGGAAUGCAGGCAAGCUUGCCGAGGCUCACAAAGUUAUAACGCGAAUGGUUGAGAAUGGGCAAUAUGCCCAUUUAAUGACAAAAUUCAAGGGAUAUAGGAGAUGCUAGAUCAUUAGGGUGACUCUUUGUAAUUCGAGAUUAAUGAUUAAUAACCAAAUGAAAAAUUCAAGAGGCAGAUUUUCAGUCUCUUGAUACUAAAAUUAUCAUCCA
Cucumis melo (muskmelon) is the source of this 2008-nucleotide messenger RNA. RefSeq names its product pentatricopeptide repeat-containing protein At1g55630-like. The coding region runs from base 476 to 1906 and encodes 476 amino acids. The transcript has a single exon. Lineage: Eukaryota; Viridiplantae; Streptophyta; Magnoliopsida; Cucurbitales; Cucurbitaceae. The record is from RefSeq and is a predicted model, not a curated record. Gene Ontology annotation, molecular function: protein binding.